UUCUUUUAUUUAUUUAUUUUUUCAUAUAAAUAAAUUCAAAGACAGACAGGGAAGAUUCAGCUCAGCUCACAGAAUUCAUUCCAUGCCAUGGCUAGAAACCUGAGUUUCUGCUUCACCAAGAUCAAAUCUCCGCCGUCGUCUCAGGCAAAUCUCAGCCGUCCAUUCUCCACCCACGUCAACAACUUCAACUGCCUCUACCAGACCACCACCAACCACAACGUCUACGAUUCCGACGACGACGAAACCGCCUCCGCCUCCGCCUCCGCCGCGCCGGACUUGGCCACCGCCUUCGCUUCCCGGCGUUUCUUCUUCGCCUCCCCCGGCCGAUCCAACUCUAUAAUCGAUUCCUCCUCCGCCUCAACCUCCACCAGCUCGCUCAACCACCACGCCGAAAACGACGCCGCCGUCGUCUCUAGCGGCAGCGUCGCCGUCCCUACCUACUCUCCCGAUCCAUACCUCGACUUCCGCCGAUCCAUGGAGGAAAUGGUGGAGGCGCGGCGGAUCCACGACGUGCGUGAGGAUUGGGACGAUCUGCAUCAGUUGCUAAUGUGCUAUUUGUCGAUAAACCCUAAGAGCGCGCACAAAUUCAUCAUCGGAGCUUUCGCCGACCUCCUCGUCAGUCUCAUGACCGCAUCUCACCGGAAAACACCAAUCCGCGACGGCGAACGGAAGAUUUCGCGGUAAUCCGGUAAAUAAACGCAAUCUAAGUACUAUUACUGCUUUCCGUCGUCCUCAUCGAUGAUUUCCAGUAAUUUUUGCUAAAAUUAGGGCAAAAUGUGUGGGGAACCAAAUGCUAUCCGUACUGAAGAUGAAUUUUACCUGAUUUAUGCUCCAUGCUUUAUUUUGCUUACUAUAAACUCCAUAGACAUUUCAGAAGAUAAAUGUGUCUUUGAAAUUACCUUUUCCCCUGCAAAAUCAUUCUGGCAUCCAUGAAAAGCAAUCAGACUGUUUUUCUUGUUUUUCAUCCAUCUCUGAUCUGGCAACUGCAUUCAAAGGAAUCCCUGACAUGAAAAAAAAAAAACAGUAAAACUAUGGCCUACACACACACA
This is a messenger RNA of Andrographis paniculata, 1049 nucleotides long. Its product is annotated as transcription repressor OFP16-like. The record is from RefSeq and is a predicted model, not a curated record. Lineage: Eukaryota; Viridiplantae; Streptophyta; Magnoliopsida; Lamiales; Acanthaceae. Bases 88 to 684 code for a protein of 198 amino acids. Gene Ontology annotation, biological process: negative regulation of DNA-templated transcription. The transcript has a single exon.